Chelmon rostratus (copperband butterflyfish) is the source of this 4203-nucleotide messenger RNA. RefSeq names its product G protein-coupled receptor, class C, group 5, member Bb (gene gprc5bb). Lineage: Eukaryota; Metazoa; Chordata; Actinopteri; Chaetodontiformes; Chaetodontidae. Gene Ontology annotation, molecular function: G protein-coupled receptor activity; protein kinase activator activity; protein kinase binding. The transcript is spliced from 4 exons. Gene Ontology annotation, biological process: G protein-coupled receptor signaling pathway. Gene Ontology annotation, cellular component: plasma membrane; intracellular membrane-bounded organelle; extracellular exosome. Bases 847 to 2109 code for a protein of 420 amino acids. The record is from RefSeq and is a predicted model, not a curated record.
GUGGUCACAGGGCUCACCUGUGUUUAGUUUGACCAUCUGCCCCUCCCCAUCCAAAGCCCAUCUUCGCUCUGCAGCACAUGGACAUGCUGAACAGACCUCCAAUUGUUUCUGUGGUCAAGGAUGAAUCUGCAUCUCUCGCUCCGGGUGUGAGGAAGAAUUGUAUAAGUGGCAUGAGGAAGACGUGGGAGCCUGAAGGCAGAGAUGAGAUGUGCAAACAAGUGACUAAUAGGCCUACUGGACUGGCUGUUAAUUACCAUGCUUAUAUACUGUAUUUACUUCCUAUUUUCUUCCUGGUUAGACAGGUGCAUCAGCGAAUCAUGCUCCCCGUGUGUGGGUGAAGAAAAGUAAAGCUGGGAUUGCAUCUCUGUUGACACCUCUGCAGAUUCAGCGCGAAGCAGGGAGAGAGAAACACACAGACAUGCAGACAGAAUGAAUAGAAAGAGGACAGAGGGAGCGAGAGAGAGAGAGGCAGAGGCAGUGAGAGAGAAGAGUGAAAGAGAGACAGAAGAUAUAUUUGACUAUGUGGGUGUGUGAAGUAUCAAGGCAUGCAUCAUAACUGUGGAUUCUUCUUGGAGCAGCUGGACGUCUCAGUGCAGAAGCAGGACAUCUCUGGUCUCACAAAGUGUGUUACCUUGUACUUAAAAGCAGUGGGAGCUGUGAGUGCAGAGAGCGACACGAGAGACAUUUUCAAAGGCAAAAUGGAAACUGUUUUGUUUCUGCUGCCUCAGCUGCAUUAACUGGGAUUAUCAGACACAUACAAGAGCUAGUGGAAGGGAUGCAGACUGGGAAAUAAUGAUGCCUCUUCACUGUCAGUAAUCAAGAUUUCAAGUCAAGAAUUCGUCUGAGAUGGCCGUCAGCCCUAUCGUCGUCUGCCUCCUGUCACUGAUUGGCUAUGGCUCAUCCCACCCGUCUCCUCCUCCUCGGGGAUGCAGUGUGGAUGUGGACCCUCCGUACAGGGUGCUGUGUGACCUGGAGUCGGUCUGGGGUGUGGUUCUGGAGGCCGUGGCCUGCAGCGGCGGCCUCAGCUCUCUGGUCCUCGCCGUGCUCCUGCUAGUCAAGCUGCGCUCCAUUUCUGACCCCGCCAGGCGCUCUGGCGUCGGGCCUCUUCUCCUGCUCCUGGGCACGCUCCUCGGGCUCUUCACCAUCUCUCUGGCUUUCCUGGUGGGGAAGAACCAGGCGCUCUGUGUGGUCCGCAGGGCCUUCUGGGGCCCCCUUUUUGCCCUCUGCUUCUCCAGCUUGCUAGUGCAGGGGGUGAGGCUCAGGAGGCUGGUGGCUGGCAAGACGAGCCCAUCGGGCAGCUCCCUGGCAGCGCUCGGCCUGGCCUUGGCCUUGGUUCAGGGGAUCAUCUCGGCUGAAUGGGUCUUGCUGACUGUAGUUAGGGAGGGCCACCCAGCCUGUGAAUAUCCACCUUUAGACUUUGCUCUGACAUGCAGCUACACCCUGGGGCUGCUCCUCAUAGCCAUGGGGCUUUCGCUGGGGGUGGUGCUGUGUGGAGGAGAGAUGGGGGCAGAGGGAGCGGGCGGGAGAGAGGAAGAUAGGGAAGGAGAUAGUGAAAAAAGGCGAUGGAAGUGUAACGCAGUGUGGCUCUUCCUGUCCAGUCUGGCAUCAGCAUUGCUGUGGGUGGCCUGGCUGGGCUUUUAUCUGUACGGCAGCCAGGCGCUGAGGGGGAAGGGGAAAGGGGAUAGGCUGGGAGCAGGAAAGAAGGAUGUAAAGGUGUUGGAUGAGCCGGCGUUAGCGGUGGCCCUGGUCAUUCAGGGCUGGAUCCUGCUGCUCUUACAUGCUAUUCCAGAGGCGCACCUGUGUCUCCGGAAACCUCCGCAAUCCAACACUCAAGACUUCUUCGACACCAGUCACACGUCCCCUCCUCCACAUUUCGAAGAUGAGCUGCCUGCACACUCUCACCGACCCUUCCCGGAAAACCAGGCCUUCUCGAUGGAGGAGCACGGUGCAACUCUUCGAACUGGAACAUACCACAGCAGCCACGGGAGCGCCCGUCCUGGCAUCGCAUUCCGAGGUCACGUCUACCAACCCACUGAGAUGGCCCUGGUCAUGAACGGUGGAACAAUGCCCACAGCCCCAAUUAACUACACUGGACGACGGUUAUGGUGAUAUGGGACAAGACUUGAAGAGGAUACACUGGUGUAACACCAGCGUGUGAUAGUAGAAUUUCCUGUUGCCUAAGAAGAAAAGAUUUUAAAGACGCCACAUAUCACCCAGUAUGGAUUUGAAGGGAGCUAAAUAUGUUUAAUGUAUUUGUGUUUCUGCACACAUGUAUGAAUUUGACAUUUUAAGGACCAAGCCUAAUAGUAUUUUUGCUGAAGAUUAUAUGGGUUGCCUCUUUAUUGCCAGACUGGACAUGAAAUCACAAGAGAGGGAGAAAGUGACGCAGCUUCAGCAUUUAAGAUAUUUUGUCAUAACAUGAGAGCAUUUCCAGUGCAUUAUUUUGAUCAGCACAGAUAGCGUAUAUAGUCUUCAGUGUAAUAUGUAAAUACACUGACAAGGAGUGUGUAAGGAGGGUUAAAGAUGGUGGAAAACCAGUGUUCAGUGGAGUGAAGGGGAGUGACUGAAUGAGCUGCUGUUGGACCAGGAGCAAGAAAAGAUUAAAGGAUGAUUUGAAUGUAGUGAAGAAAAUAUUUUGCCUGAGCAGCUAAUGCUGUUCCUCACUGAUGCCGUCAGUGAUGUUCGCUUCAUGAAACUACACUUUCCAUCUCUUUCUAUUUGAGGUCAAGCUACAAGUCAGAAAAAAAUUAAACAAGCUUUAGGAUGUUUAUGUAAAUUACCUGCAUACGCCCACAAAGCGUGCUUGGCCUCUGUGUUACAUGCUGGAAAGACCCAAAGUACUCAUAGUGUUUUUCUCUCCAUAUCGCCAGUCAAUUAUCAGUGCUAUUGGACAGUUUGGUGCAUUUCACCAUGUGUAUUGAUAAAUGUCAUGCAUUCAACGCAGCUUGUGCAGCGUUCUGCAGGAUGAUGAUUUAAAAGGCCGUGGAUGAGUCUACUGCUCAUGGAUGAGUAUUUUUUAAUAAGCAUAUCACAAAAAGCCAUUUAAUACUGCUAUGCCUAUGCUGCAGUAUACAGGGGUUACUGCUGGAGGUUGUAAUUUUGCACUUUAUCAGCGCUGAUCAUGUCUGGGCAUUGUGAUAUUUGAGAUGCAUGUAAAAGCACAGUUUAAAGGUAAUGUAUUUUGUCAAAAUUCAUGUAUUUUGAAUGUUUUCUAGACUUUUGAUAUACGUAUUGAAGAGAAAUACUAGUUUUAGUGUUGAGUUUCAAAGUUCAUUCUUGACAUUGGAAACAGCGGUAUACAAAACAAUCUGAAGUGCUCAGGAUGUGGAAAUGUAAGCAUCUCCCCAUCUGCCGAGGAAGACGAUGUGGUACAAACUGAAAGAGCUAUUGUGCUUCAGGUUGGACUGGGUUGUCACCUAGUUUCAGUGUGUUUUCGCUCAUGUUUUCCAGGGGUUACUUUGGAUUCAAUAAGGCUACUGAUCAUUAUACAUUUGUUUGAGAUGUAUGGCAACAUCUCAUUAUAGUCUGUCAUUCCGGAUCCCUUUCAAUUUAAAAUCCCACUGAAUACUGAGAAAGCGUUGAGUCAGCCAUCACUGUGAAUAUAACUGGAAUAGAUUCAAAUGUAUGUAUACUGUUUAUAUUGGUGACACUGCAAAGUUUGGCUCCAAGUCCAGACAAAUUUCUAGUUGGCAGCUGCUGUUGAAAUUCAACCGCAACUGGCAACUGAGCUCGGAGGCAAAACGACAAAUAAAAAUCCCUUCAUAUUUGACUGGAGGGUUGCAGUGUCCACCUCCUCAGCAACACUGAAUUCAAUACAGGACAAUUUAUCCAGUUCAAAUACAACUCAAAGAACAUUCAAAUUCAUGUUGUGACCAUUACUUCUUGCUAUAAGAUUAAACUAAAUAACUAAAAUGUCAAUAACUUUGCUUUUGUGUUCGGGUGUGGGCUCUGAUAUUGUACAAUGAAAAUAUUAUUAGAGGAUUUUUAUGUAUUAACCCUAUAUAAGUGAGUUUUAAUCAUGUAAAUAAUCCAAAUGUGAAAAACCAAUGGUAUUUUCCUUUUGGAAUGCUCUUAUGAUGAUAGCACUGUCACUGUUUUAUGGCAGCGUAACAUGAAUGUCUGUAAUGUGAUUUGCACAAAGUGGCUAAUACACCAGUAUACAUUUUCUGUUUAUUAUUGUCUGGUCAUUGAACUGAUCUUUCU